UGGCGGCAGCGGCGGCUGUGGCUGCGGCGGGUCCGGGCCCAUGAGGCGACGACGGAGGCGGGACGGCUUUUACCCAGCGCCUGACUUCCGAGACAGGGAAGCUGAGGACAUGGCAGGAGUGUUUGACAUAGACCUGGACCAGCCAGAGGACGCAGGCUCUGAGGAUGAGCUGGAGGAGGGGGGUCAGUUAAAUGAAAGCAUGGACCAUGGGGGAGUUGGACCAUAUGAACUUGGCAUGGAACAUUGUGAGAAAUUUGAAAUCUCAGAAACUAGUGUGAACAAAGGGCCAGAAAAAAUCAGACCAGAAUGUUUUGAGCUACUUCGGGUACUUGGUAAAGGGGGCUAUGGAAAGGUUUUUCAAGUACGAAAAGUAACAGGAGCAAAUACUGGGAAAAUAUUUGCCAUGAAGGUGCUUAAAAAGGCAAUGAUAGUAAGAAAUGCUAAAGAUACAGCUCAUACAAAAGCAGAACGGAAUAUUCUGGAGGAAGUAAAGCAUCCCUUCAUUGUGGAUUUAAUUUAUGCCUUUCAGACCGGUGGAAAACUCUACCUCAUCCUUGAAUAUCUCAGUGGAGGAGAACUAUUUAUGCAGUUAGAAAGAGAGGGAAUAUUUAUGGAAGACACAGCUUGCUUUUACUUGGCAGAAAUCUCCAUGGCUUUGGGGCAUUUACAUCAAAAGGGAAUCAUCUACAGAGACCUGAAGCCGGAGAACAUCAUGCUUAAUCACCAAGGUCAUGUGAAAUUAACAGACUUUGGACUAUGCAAAGAAUCUAUUCAUGAUGGAACAGUCACACACACAUUUUGUGGAACAAUAGAAUACAUGGCCCCUGAAAUCUUGAUGAGAAGUGGCCACAAUCGUGCUGUGGAUUGGUGGAGUUUGGGAGCAUUAAUGUAUGACAUGCUGACUGGAGCACCUCCAUUCACUGGGGAGAAUAGAAAGAAAACAAUUGACAAAAUCCUCAAAUGUAAACUCAAUUUGCCUCCCUACCUCACACAAGAAGCCAGAGAUUUGCUUAAAAAGCUGCUGAAAAGAAAUGCUGCUUCUCGACUUGGAGCUGGUCCUGGGGACGCUGGAGAAGUUCAAGCUCAUCCAUUCUUCCGACAUAUUAAUUGGGAAGAACUUCUGGCUCGGAAGGUGGAGCCUCCCUUUAAACCUCUGUUGCAAUCCGAAGAGGAUGUGAGUCAGUUUGAUUCAAAGUUUACACGUCAGACACCUGUUGACAGCCCAGAUGACUCAACUCUCAGUGAAAGUGCCAACCAGGUCUUUCUGGGUUUUACAUAUGUGGCUCCAUCUGUACUUGAAAGUGUGAAAGAAAAGUUUUCUUUUGAACCAAAAAUUCGAUCACCACGAAGAUUUAUUGGCAGCCCACGAACACCUGUCAGCCCCGUCAAAUUUUCUCCUGGGGAUUUCUGGGCAAGAGGUGCUUCAGCCAGCACAGCAAAUCCUCAGACGCCUGUGGAAUACCCAAUGGAAACAAGUGGAAUAGAGCAGAUGGAUGUGACAAUGAGUGGGGAAGCAUCAGCACCACUUCCAAUACGACAGCCGAACUCCGGGCCAUACAAAAAACAAGCUUUUCCCAUGAUCUCCAAACGGCCAGAGCACCUGCGAAUGAAUCUAUGACAAAGCAAUGCUUUAAUUAAUUUGAGGCAAAAACAAAAAAA
Molecule: messenger RNA, 1659 nt
Organism: Marmota flaviventris (yellow-bellied marmot)
Lineage: Eukaryota; Metazoa; Chordata; Mammalia; Rodentia; Sciuridae
Source: RefSeq, a predicted model, not a curated record